This is a messenger RNA of Nannizzia gypsea CBS 118893, 2457 nucleotides long. Its product is annotated as sulfate permease 2. Gene Ontology annotation, cellular component: membrane. Gene Ontology annotation, biological process: transmembrane transport. The transcript is spliced from 5 exons. Gene Ontology annotation, molecular function: secondary active sulfate transmembrane transporter activity. Bases 1 to 2457 code for a protein of 818 amino acids. The record is from RefSeq and is a predicted model, not a curated record. Lineage: Eukaryota; Fungi; Ascomycota; Eurotiomycetes; Onygenales; Arthrodermataceae.
AUGUCUGCCAGCAAACUCGGCCGGGCCCUGGCAAAGGGCGUGGGAAUCGAUGUUGACUAUAGAAAGGAGCCCCGGGAGUCGAUGCGCACAGCUGCAGAGUCCAUACGGUCGCUAGAGCACUUUGACGAAGAUGAGCCAUCGGCAAAGGAGUGGUUGAUGAACCAUAGGCCUACAGCGAAGGGCGCAGUCGACUACCUCAAUUCUCUCUUCCCCUUCUGGAACUGGAUCUUCCACUACAACACCCAAUGGCUCAUGGGUGAUAUCAUCGCCGGUGUCACUGUUGGCUUUGUUGUCGUACCUCAGGGCAUGGCUUAUGCUCUGCUCGCCAGGCUCCCCCCAGAAUACGGACUGUACACCUCUUUCGUCGGCUUCAUCCUCUACUGGGCCUUUGCCACUUCAAAAGAUAUCACCAUCGGAACCGUCGCUGUCAUGUCUACCAUCGUCGGCAACAUCGUCACCAAGGUCCAAGCGAAGGAGCCUGAUAUUUCGGCCCCUACUAUUGCCCGAGCCCUCUCCCUCAUCGCUGGUGGGUUCCUACUCUUCAUUGGCCUCACCAGACUCGGCUGGAUAGUCGAAUUCAUCCCUUUGGUUGCUAUCACCUCCUUCAUGACUGGUGCCGCCAUCUCUAUUGCUGUCGGCCAGAUCCCGGCUAUGAUGGGCCUCCGGGAGGUAAACAACAGAGAAUCAACUUACAAGGUUUUCAUCAAUGUCCUCAAGAACCUGGGUCAUACCAGACUUGAUGCUGCCAUGGGCUUGAGCGCUCUUGUUGUUCUCUAUGUCGUUCGCUUCUUCUGCAACUACAUGUCCCAGAGACAGCCUAACAGGCGCAAGAUGUGGUUCUUCAUCUCUACCCUGAGAAUGACGUUUGUCAUCUUGCUCUAUACUAUGAUCAGUUGGCUCGUCAACAGGAAUGUCACCGACUACAAAAAGGCCAAGUUCAAGAUUUCUCGGGACCUGUUCCAAAGGAUUGAGGGAAGACUCGUGAAGGCCCUUUUGCCCCCCGAUCUUCCAGCGACUAUCAUCGUGCUUAUCAUCGAGCACAUCGCCAUUUCCAAGUCGUUUGGCAGAAUCAACAACUAUGUUAUCAAUCCAUCCCCAGGAGCUCGUCGCUAUGGGAUUCUUCACAUCUUUGGUCCCUUCCUAGGUGACUAUCCAGCCACCGGAUCCUUCUCUCGAGCAGCUAUUAAAUCCAAGGCUGGUGUCCGCACUCCUCUUGCUGGUAUCUUUACUGCCGUCAUUGUCCUUUUAGCCCUCUAUGCCCUUACCUCCGUCUUCUUCUACAUUCCCCUUGCCAGUUUAUCUGGUCUCAUCAUUCACGCCGUCGGUGACCUGAUCACCCCUCCCAAUGUCGUCUACCAGUUCUGGGAAGUCUCGCCACUUGAAGUCUUCAUCUUCUUUGGAGGUGUGCUGCUCACUAUCUUCACCGAAAUCGAGAACGGCAUAUACCUCACCAUCGCUGCCUCCGCUGGUCUGCUGAUCUAUCGCAUCGCCAAAGCCAAGGGGACUUUCCUCGGUCAGGUCAAGGUCUAUCGAGUCACCAAGGACGACAGCCUAAGAAAGAGCGAUAGAUUCGGUGAAGACACCAAGUUGACCUCCCGAGAUGCUUUCCUUCCCGUCGAGCACCAGGACGGCUCAAACCCACAGAUUGAGGCUCAAUCUCCCCAUCCGGGUGUAUUUAUCUACCGCUUCAACGAAGGCUUUACAUAUCCCAAUGAAGGCCGCUACCUGCACAACCUGACAGAGUACAUCUUCAAGGUUACCAGGCGCACCCAGCUCGAUGCCUUUGCCAAGCUCGGAGACCGACCAUGGAACGAUCCCGGCCCACGACGUGGCGAGGUCAUAAAUGUUCAAGACACCCGCCCCAUCCUCCGUGCCGUGAUUCUAGAUUUCUCUUCUGUCAACCACGUCGAUGUGUCCUCCAUCCAAGGCCUCAUAGAUGUCCGCAACCAGCUCGACCGCUACGCCGCUCCCGAGAUAGUGGAAUGGCACUUCGCUUGUAUCUCAAACCGCUGGACCAAGCGCGCCCUCGCCUCAGCUGGCUUCGGCUACCCAUCUCCCAAGGCCCCUGAGCUCCUCGGAAACUGGCGACCGAUUUUCAGUGUUGCUGCCGUGGGAGCUGAGGAGGUUGUAAAUGACAAGUCUGGUACAUCUCAUCGAGCCAACGCGUCGUCAAACCCAACUGCCCCCUCAGAUGACUUGGAAAUUGGCCAGGCACCGUCCUCCGAUGACGGCGAGUAUGAGGACGAGAAGACACGUGGCCAGAUUACGGUCACCCAUGUCAACAACGUCUCUAACUCCUUGCCCCGGCGGGUCGCAAAUGUGCACAGCAUCAACAGACCUUUCUUCCACAUCGACAUCCAGGCUGCUGUUGAGAGCACCCUGCUCAACAUUGAGACUAAGACUGCCUCCGCUAAGAACUCGACUACUCCCAGCAUCACCAAGGGCUUUGUUGAGUGA